CAGGCCUUUGAAACAACAAGAAUGGGAACCCCAGCUCCUGGAGAGUUCCUCCUGCUGCUUCUGGUUGCCCUGGCUCCAACUCUGACCCAAACCCGCUCACACUCGCUAAGCUAUUUUGAAACUACCGUGUCCCGGCCUGGGCUCCGGGAGCAGGAGCGGUACCGGUACAUCUUCGUUGGCUAUGUGGACGACACGCAGUUCGUGCACUUCGACAGCGAUGUGCUGAGUCAGACGUUGGAGCCACGGGCACCCUGGGUAAAGCAGAUACCUCCAAAGCUUUGGGAGCAAGAGAUACAGAGAGUCAAGAACGACAAACUGAAUGCCCGGGCUCUCCUCCAUGGUGCGAUUCAUGAAUACAACGAGAGCCAGGACGUCUCUCACACUAUGCAGUGCUUGACUGGCUGCGUCAUCGGGCCGGACCGGCGCUUCCUCCGAGGGUACAGCCAGCAUGCCUAUGAUGGCCAGGAUUACAUCUCCCUGAAUGAGGACCUGAAAACGUGGAAGGUGACUGACUCAGCUCCUCAGAUCACCCACCAAAAGUGGAAGAAUCCUGUUCAGGCCCAGUUCUUCGGGGCUUUCCUUGAAGUGGAGUGUGUGGAGAAUCUCCUCAGCUACCUGGAGGCAGGAAAGGAGAUACUUUUGCACUCAGAGCCCCCAAAGGCACAUGUGACCCAUCACCCCAGACCUGAAGGGGAUGCCACCCUGAGGUGCUGGGCUCUGGGCUUCUAUCCUUCCGAGAUCACCCUGACCUGGCAGAAAGAUGGAGAGGACCAGACCCAGGACAUGGAGCUAGUGGACACCAGACCUGCAGGGGAUGGAACCUUCCAGAAGUGGGCAGCCAUGGUGGUGCCUUCUGGGGAGGAGCAGAGAUACACUUGCCAUGUGGUCCACGUUGGACUGCCCAAGCCUCUCUCUGUGAAAUGGGGUAAGGAGGAGAAGGCUGGUCUGAUUCUCCUUGGAGUUGUGGUCACUGGAGCCGUGGCUGCCAUUGUGAUGAGGAAGAAGACGAACAGAGGUAGGGAAAGGGUUGUUUUCUGAUGGUUUUUGUCUUGC
Messenger RNA from Phodopus roborovskii (desert hamster), 1053 nucleotides. Its product is annotated as H-2 class I histocompatibility antigen, Q10 alpha chain-like. Gene Ontology annotation, molecular function: signaling receptor binding; peptide antigen binding. Gene Ontology annotation, cellular component: external side of plasma membrane. The record is from RefSeq and is a predicted model, not a curated record. NCBI's taxonomy places the organism in Eukaryota, Metazoa, Chordata, Mammalia, Rodentia, Cricetidae. Gene Ontology annotation, biological process: antigen processing and presentation of endogenous peptide antigen via MHC class I via ER pathway, TAP-independent; immune response; positive regulation of T cell mediated cytotoxicity.